Messenger RNA from Colletotrichum phormii, 1765 nucleotides. RefSeq lists its product as uncharacterized. Gene Ontology annotation, cellular component: membrane. Gene Ontology annotation, molecular function: carbohydrate:proton symporter activity. Gene Ontology annotation, biological process: carbohydrate transport; transmembrane transport. Lineage: Eukaryota; Fungi; Ascomycota; Sordariomycetes; Glomerellales; Glomerellaceae. The transcript has 7 exons. Bases 1 to 1458 code for a protein of 485 amino acids. The record is from RefSeq and is a predicted model, not a curated record.
AUGGGCACCGGUGUUGCAACGGCUCGUGCUGGAAGUGGUGAAGAUAUUAUCAAUGCAGAAAGACAACUCUCAGUGCUUCAGAAUGCGAAAAGACAUUGGCGAGCUCUGCUCAUAGCUUCGGUAGCCUUCUCCGCCGGCAUCGUCUUCGCCUACGACACAGUGACCAACGGAGCCUCGAUCUCGAUGCCUUCAUUUCUGCUUUAUUUUGGCGAAAUUGGACCGACAGGACCCUAUCUCCCCUCCAUCUGGACCUCGUUGUGGACGGCAAUGUCUUCACUCACGCAGGCCCUCGGUGCCAUUCUAGUCGGAUUCGUCUCUGAUCGAUAUGGGCGGAAGUGGCCAUCCUGCGGCGCAGCUGUCUUGACCUUGGUCGGGGCCGCGAUGCAGUAUGUCGCUGUACCACGUGCAACUCUGAUGGGAGGCAAGAUGAUUUCUGGCCUGGGUAUUGGGGCUGUAAUGGCUACCGCUACCACGUACAUUGGUGAAGUGUCGCCUCUGAAACUUCGUCCGCCCUUACAAACAUGUUUCGUUGUCUUUGUCCUUCUUACUCAAGGCCUGGCAUUGGGUGUAAUCCGCAUCUUCGUUCCCGAUAUCCGAGAGCAAGCAUUCAGGACGGUCAUUGCUAUACAGUGGGCCGUUGGUGGUUUAGCGGUUAUUACCUGGGCUGUGGCCCCAGAGUCCCCUAUCUAUUUGAUCAAGAAAGGCAAAAUCGAAGCUGCACGAAAGGUCAUGCAUAAGAUCUGCGGCCCCAAUAAUCCAGAUGAGCGCCUCGGAUACGAGAUUCAAGCGAUUCGCGCGGAACAAGAACUCGAAAUGAAUAACAACGCUACAUACGCAUCGUGUCUCCAGGGCCAUAACCGAAAGAGAGCUUUGACCAACGUCUAUUUCCUCAUUACUGCCGGUCUCGAGGCAGAUUACUCGUUCGACAUCGGCAUCGGCGGCUUUGGUCUUGCCCGUAUAAGUCGACGAAAUGUGGUGCUGCUAGGCCUCGUUGUCAACCUGCUUUUCAUGGUGAUUAUCGGCGCGCUUUACUGGGUUCUAAACAAGGGCGCCCUCUGGGCAAUUGCUGUCCUGAUGAACCUUCUCAUCUCUAUACAGGCGGCCUUUCUUAAAGGUGCUGGUGGGCCUAUCGCUGCCGAGAUCCCAUCGUACGCGCUUCGUGCAAAGACACUAUCGAUCGGCAUUUGUGCGCAGACCUUCACAACUUGGUUGUUCAACUUUAUCACUCUUUACAUGUAUAACGUUGACUCCCGCAAUCUCGGAGCUCGCACCGGGUUCAUCUAUGCUGGUACAUCCGUAUUCUUGUUGGCAGGAGCAUGGUUCCUUGUGCCAGACACCACGGGUAUGACGACGGAGGAAAUCGACAGGGCUUAUGAAUUAGAGUUGGCACCCAGAAGGUUCCAAAAGCAAGCUUUGCCAUUCGUUGAUCGUCAUGUUCUCAAAAUCUCAUUAGCUUAGUAUUACUCUUUCGUUCUUUAUGUUCUUCGCAACCCCGAAGGGUUGUGGCUUUUGCCCAAGCUGCGUCAGGCUCCUGUGUAGACCGCUUGCAUGACCUCUCUCAUGAUUAGUCGGCUCUUGUGUAUUACCCCACUCAGGAGAGCUAGAAGGUAUCCCUCCUCUUACAGCGCACACGGCAGCAAAAUCCAACGUCGGGUAGCCGCACCUCUCUGGCCUCUUUACACACACCCUGGACGUGGCUAUGAUGAUGGCCAACGAUAUACACAGAAUGAUACCUGCCACUGUGACAAAGAACCACCUGCUGAUA